Messenger RNA from Gasterosteus aculeatus aculeatus (three-spined stickleback), 1734 nucleotides. RefSeq names its product DCN1, defective in cullin neddylation 1, domain containing 5 (S. cerevisiae) (gene dcun1d5). Gene Ontology annotation, biological process: protein neddylation. NCBI's taxonomy places the organism in Eukaryota, Metazoa, Chordata, Actinopteri, Perciformes, Gasterosteidae. Gene Ontology annotation, molecular function: ubiquitin-like protein binding; cullin family protein binding; ubiquitin conjugating enzyme binding. Gene Ontology annotation, cellular component: ubiquitin ligase complex. The record is from RefSeq and is a predicted model, not a curated record.
CACCCCCAUAAAGCGCCCCGAUGGUAUCGUCCACUCCCCGGAAACGCCGGCGACAGAAAAAAGCCCGGUGUAUCCCAAGCAGGUGAAACACAUUUGUCAGCCAAAGUCUAACAAGGAGGAACUGUGACGUCUGUCAGCAGUACAGCAACAGUAACGCUGGACAAGCUUAAUAUCCUGGAGUUGAAUGGACAAGGCAGCAAGAAGUACACAGCCCAGCUAGUGAAGCCCAGUAAAGGUUCAGUGAUGCCUGUGGUGAAGAAGAAAAGGAAGCUUCCUGAUGCAGAUGAUAAUGAGCGCAAGUGUAAAAUCACAAGUUUCACCCGACCUCAGAUGCGAGGCGCGAGGCCUGUCACCGCUGAGAAGCUCUUCUCCAACAAGAAGUGCCUGGCGUGGUUCCAGGCGUACGCCGGCCCCGACAAGGUAGUCGGCCCGGACGCCAUGGAGAAGUUCUGUGAGGACAUCGGUGUGGAACCGGAGAAUAUUAUCAUGUUGGUGCUCGCCUGGCAUCUAGAAGCAGCAAGCAUGGGCUUCUUCACAAAAGAGGAGUGGCUCAGGGGAAUGACGUUAUUACAGUGUGACUGCACAGAGAGGUUACAGAGCAAACUGGAUUACUUGCGCGGUGAGCUCAACGACUCUGUAGUCUUCAAAAAUGUCUACAGAUACGCCUUCGACUUCGCCAGAGAUAAGGACCAGAGGAGUUUGGACAUGGACACGGCUAAAUCCAUGCUGGCCUUGCUGCUGGAGAGAACCUGGCCACUUUUCCCAGUCUUUCACCAGUUCCUGGAGCAGUCCAAGUACAAGGGGAUGAACAAGGACCAGUGGUAUAACGUUCUGGAGUUCAGCAGGACCAUCAACACAGACCUCAGUAACUACGAUGAAGACGGAGCUUGGCCAGUGCUGCUAGACGAGUUUGUGGAAUGGCAGAAAACUUGGUCGGCAUUGUAGCAGAUGAAGUCACAACACCAAAAGAAGAGUGGGGGGAGAAAAAAGAAAAAAAACACAGAACACUGCAGGAACCUCCUGUACUGUUUGAGGAAGAAGGAGGGGGGAAACAAACAGAUCUUACUUUGACAGACUUCAACAAUCUCACACACACACAAAUAUGGACUAGUGAAUCAUCCCUAUCCAUGUGGGAACAGGCCUUUCUCUCUUGGAGUUCACUUUUAUAGUGUUCAUUUGGAGGAAAGAAAACAUUCUUAAGAUAAGAAGACAAACACAAAGAAUGGACAGAGAGAAGAGUUGUGGAAUUUACGUUUUCUUAACUAUUUUUUCCAUUUUGUGUCUUGUUUAUAGAUGUUUUCACAGUAAUAAAAAGGAAAUGGAAGUAUUAUGAACCGCUUUGUAAUAAUUGGCAGAACACCUUUUUAAGUACACGCGUGUCUGGUGGGAAUUUGGUAAUUCAUGCAGUGUCUGGGCGUCCAAGACAAGAGCAGCUGAAACUUUAACCAUGAGAUGAGGGUCAACUGGCUUUUCCAUUUUAGAAAGAGAACCAAGGUGUGUGUGUUGAAUUUGGCUCUUUAACUGUGGUAGCUUACUGUGUGGCCCUGACCUGCUCACCUGCAUCUUACACCUCCUGGAUUGCUCAAAUGAGGACGUUAUUGUUGUUUUUUUAACCCAAUAAUUAUGGUUAGUUAUCUUUUUAUUCAUCAGAAAAUCCAUCUGUCCUUUCACUAAACCAGUCUAGACAAUUUGGCCUAUUACAUAUAAUCCAAUAAAAAUCUGUUUCUAAUUAAA